AUGUUUCGUGUCUCUCAAAUCAGUCGUAUGACGCCAUGCGGCGUACUUUACAACAAGGGAAAGGUAAUAUCAUGGAUGUCCGGGCGCGGCUUUGGCUUCAUUGAGGACGACACGGACAAGAAGCAGCACUUUGUCCACUUCUCCGCUCUCCAAACUGAAACGGGUGGUUUUCGCUCUCUCACCGUAGGCCAGGAGGUGGAGUUCGAGGUUGCCUCGCAGGACGGGCGCACCCGUGCGGAAAAUGUGACCGCGCCAGGGGGAUCCAAAUUGCCAUCCGGUCCCCGACCUCCUGAGGGGAUGGGCCGCGGACGCGGUGGUGGUGGUCGUGGCCGCGGUGGCGGUGGUCGAGGCUUUGGUGGCAGUGGAGGCCGAGGGGGUGGUGAAAACUACCAAGGCAGGGGCAACCAGAGUCUCAGCGAUGACUUCUAA
Trypanosoma cruzi is the source of this 429-nucleotide messenger RNA. Its product is annotated as mitochondrial RNA binding protein, putative. The coding region runs from base 1 to 429 and encodes 142 amino acids. The transcript has a single exon. The record is from RefSeq and is a predicted model, not a curated record. Gene Ontology annotation, molecular function: nucleic acid binding. NCBI's taxonomy places the organism in Eukaryota, Euglenozoa, Kinetoplastea, Trypanosomatida, Trypanosomatidae.